This is a messenger RNA of Tripterygium wilfordii, 802 nucleotides long. Its product is annotated as probable NADH dehydrogenase [ubiquinone] 1 alpha subcomplex subunit 5, mitochondrial. Gene Ontology annotation, biological process: respiratory electron transport chain. The record is from RefSeq and is a predicted model, not a curated record. NCBI's taxonomy places the organism in Eukaryota, Viridiplantae, Streptophyta, Magnoliopsida, Celastrales, Celastraceae. The transcript has 2 exons. Bases 131 to 631 code for a protein of 166 amino acids.
AUCAGAAUGCGGCUACUGCAAACAGUAGAAAAACCCCAAACAAACUGCGCUCCGACGCCACGCUAAUUGGGUCUGUUUAGAAGUGAAAGAGAGACACUGAGGUAAUUGUUCAUCUGUUACGCGGAGAACGAUGUUCUUGCGUGCGAUUGCACGGCCAUUGAUGGCCAAGGUGAAGCAGACGACGGGGAUCGUUGGGCUCGAUGUGGUGCCCAACGCGAGGGAGGUAUUGAUCGGGCUGUACAAUAAGACCCUAAAAGAGAUCCAGGCGGUGCCGUCGGAUGAGGGGUACCGGAAGGCGGUGGAGAGCUUCACGAAGCACAGGCUGACGGUAUGCCAAGAGGAGGACGACUGGGAGAAGAUUGAGAAGCGCCUCGGUUGUGGUCAGGUCGAGGAGCUCAUUGAGGAAGCCCAAGAUGAGCUCAAGCUCAUCGAGAAAAUGAUCGGUUCGUACAAGUGGGAUCCUUGGGGUGUUCCGGAUGACUACGAGUGUGAGGUUAUAGAGAAUGAUGCACCAGUUCCAAAGCAUGUUCCUCUGCACCGGCCUGGACCUCUCCCAGAGGAGUUCUACAAUACUUUGGAGGCUGUCCGCAAAACAGAGACACCUGCUACCGAGUCACAGUUGAAGGAGUAGCAUACUCCUUUCCCCGCACUUGUUACCAGAAUACCAGGCAUGAACUCUCUCGUGCGUUGAAUCUUCCGGCGAUAUCAAUCUGUUUCUCCUGUUUUGUAGAUUGAAUAGAGUUUUAUUUAUGAGACAAGCUUGAAUUAUUCAGUUAAUAAACUCGAGUGGGGGUUCCAAAUA